Molecule: messenger RNA, 1053 nt
Organism: Capronia epimyces CBS 606.96
Lineage: Eukaryota; Fungi; Ascomycota; Eurotiomycetes; Chaetothyriales; Herpotrichiellaceae
Exons: 1
Coding region: 1-1053 (350 amino acids)
Source: RefSeq, a predicted model, not a curated record
AUGUCGUCGUAUGUUAAGGGAACAUUUGCCGGAAGGGUAUUGUAUGCUCGUUUCAUUGGACGUGAAUACCUACGCGUUUCCACUGCAUUUUACUAUUACAGGGCGGCGGAAUUCAAAGAGAGCUCUGAAGACAUUUCUCACGAUGAAGUCUGGGAACUUAUCACCGCGGAUCAAGGUCCUGAAUUCUCAGAAUCAGGGACGAAAAAGGACCGGUUUGGUUUCCUCCGACAGGGACACCGAUGGCUGCAACUUGUUGAUCUUUUUGGUUCUCGGGAGAUACUACUCAUUGACGGAAGCCACAGCGUUUGCCUAUGCCGAUCUCGGGGAUCUAAUGAUCGUGAGACCUACAGCGAAUUUGGCCAUGUGACAACCCUGGACUGUUGUCCGAAAGGCGUGCCUUCUUUGGGCAUUGACAAGAUCAUGGAGAGCGGGACUGACGAAGUUUUUGAAAAGCUCACAGAGUUCUUGUUGGCACCUGAGCUUCAAUUACAGGUGACUUGUCAGCGCAUGAGCGGGCUUGUGUCUCAACUGCACCGCUUCUACGAGUGCACCGACGAAGAGUUAGCCAGCUCAUACCGUUCUCUCCUUUCCGAAGUCAGGUCUUUUUUUAUUGAAGACCACUUUGACUGCCUGGCUUUCAAUCAGGUGCCCUGGUUGGGUGAAUUACUCAACGAAGCGGAACCCUCUGGUCGCGGUUAUUCCAGCUCAGCAAUCAAGCGUCUGAUCGACGACGCCUUCGGAUCUGAUCAUUCUUCCACGCAUGUUGAGUCUAGUGGCAUGGGCGUUUGGGGACGUUUUCGCAACGGUACCGACGGGGACAAGGAUGACAACGGGGACAAAGCUGAUGAAGGCAAUGAUGAGGACGACGGGGACGACGGGGACGACGUCGAUGACUCUCCAGAUGAAGUGUAUGGCCGUGAUCAGGAAGACCUCGAUGCAACUUUCGAUGGCGAUACCGGCUUCGACAACGAUUUCUGCAUUCUGUUACAGGACAGCGAUCUCAUCGCUUCACUUGAGUCGAGUCCUUACAGGCUGUCGAUCACAAAAGGGUAA